This is a messenger RNA of Macroventuria anomochaeta, 726 nucleotides long. RefSeq lists its product as uncharacterized. The transcript has a single exon. NCBI's taxonomy places the organism in Eukaryota, Fungi, Ascomycota, Dothideomycetes, Pleosporales, Didymellaceae. Bases 1 to 726 code for a protein of 241 amino acids. The record is from RefSeq and is a predicted model, not a curated record.
AUGCAACUCACCACGACCAUUCUUGCCGGGCUCUGCUUGGUAGCACUUGCCUUGGGUGCACCUUCCGACAUGGGCAGUCCACACUCCACGAUCGGCUCCACCACCUUCUGGGAGAACACGCAGACGCAGAAGUACCACUGCGAGGGCAAGGACGUCAUCCGCUGCGAGAUCACCGCCGGAGGUACUUGCUCUGCAAUCAACCUCUGCGAUGCGUACUGCUUCAACCACGACAAGGGCGUUGCAUGUGUUGACAUGGGGGAACCUAUCAUGAACACAUCCAGCGACAUCGACACUACCAUCCCCAAGGUCCCAGCUUCAGCGCCCGAUAUCAAAGUUGCCGCGAGAUACGCUUCACCUCAAGAAAACAAGCACUACAUCUGUUUCCAGGACCGCACUGGCGUUCUGAUCUGCAAAUAUGGCUUCUGCUCCACGGACCACUACUGCAAGAGCGGUGCAAAGUGCAAAGAUGACUCCGUCUCUUGCGAGAGCCAGUCUCCAUCAGCCAAAUCGGAAGUCCGCUCUGCACCUAACCAAAGCGAAGACGUACCUACCAAGCUCGUCGCAAGGAACCGCAGUCCCAAGGAGAACAAAUGGUAUGUCUGUUCCAAGAAUCGUGCCAGCGUUCUCAAGUGCGCUUAUGGCUUUUGCGCUACCGACUAUUACUGCGCGAAACGCCACCCUUGCAUCGACAAUCCUGCUCGCUGCAAGAGAGCGCUCUCAGCUUGA